AUGGCAUUUGUUGAAAGAUGGCAUCCGGAAACAAGUACUUUCCACCUUCCGUUAGGUGAGCUCGGCAUCACAUUGGACGAUGUCCAAUGUCUGUUACAUCUUCCAAUCCAAGGAAAGUUUUUGAACCAUACGAAGAUGUCAAUGGGAGAAGGGGCUGACAUGGUUAGUUCAUAUCUAGGAGUUGAACGAGAGGAGAUUGAUAUAGCAUUCUCCGAAACCAACGGGGUACAUUUGAAGCAUGGUACCCUGCAAACUAUUUAUACAACAAACCAGAUCCUUGUCGAAAGAGCGAUUGCUGAAAAUAAGCCGGUGCAUGUUGUUAGGCUCUACAGGGAGAGGAGCGUAAGGGCUUUUAUGCUACAUUUGGUCUGUUGUACCAUAUUCAGCAACAAGAGCAGUUACUACGCGGAUGUUGUUUAUUUGCAGUACUUUCAAGAUUUAUCAUGCGUUCAUGAAUGGAAUUCGGGUGUUGCUGCUCUUGUUCAUUUGCAGCAUUAUUUGGAUCACGGGUCUGCGGUUAUCACGACUCAGAUGGCUGGCUACAUGUCAUUUCUUCAGGGAUGGAUAAUUGCGCACUUUCCGAGACUUAGUGUGUCGGUGGAUGCUCCUAAUUAUGCAGCGAACAUGCCACUAAAUUCAAAGGUUGUUCCUGGGCAAGGACAUAAGGAUGCAGCUGGAUAUAGAAGCAGUUUGGACAAUAUUCAAACUUACGAUUGCGUGUUCAGCACGUAUGAUGCCCACCAACAAGUGCGACCUUUGAUAAAUGCAUGUUGGUUUUCUGGAUGGUUAAUGUGUAGUAAAUUGAAAGCCAAGCAUUUGCCGGAACGUGUGCUAAGACAAUUUCAACAUGUGCAAGGCAUUCCAAGAAACCCGAGUAUGUCUGCAACGCCGGGAAUGAACUUGUGUGAGAUAGAUCGUGUGUUUACGGAAGCGUUGGAAUUGAGGAUGAUUGAUGAAGAGAUAAGGGGUCGGCCUGUUAUUAGCCCGUGGGACACUGAACCUGGAUAUAUGUCAUGGUUUUAUAGAGUGUCACAUCCAGUUAUGCGACCCGUACAAGCUCCUGAAUCACCACCAAGGCCACCUAAUUUAGAGGUGUUAAUAGAGGCGGCGGAAGCAAGAAAUGACCCUAAUCUAAUGCAAGUUUGCCGGAGUGUCAAGGUUGAGGUCGAAAGGGCAGUUCGCGAUGGUGAGGCGGUUGAAGGAACUCCUAUUCAUGGUACUUUGCAGCGGAUUCUGAAUUUACUUAAUCCGAUACUUGCUUAUAGGCGAAUUAAGCGGAGGAGGGGGACACGCUACAACACUCGGGGGUAG
Molecule: messenger RNA, 1311 nt
Organism: Trifolium pratense (red clover)
Lineage: Eukaryota; Viridiplantae; Streptophyta; Magnoliopsida; Fabales; Fabaceae
Product: protein MAIN-LIKE 1-like
Exons: 2
Coding region: 1-1311 (436 amino acids)
Source: RefSeq, a predicted model, not a curated record